Messenger RNA from Phodopus roborovskii (desert hamster), 4476 nucleotides. It is a transcript of the gene Smim13, whose product is annotated as small integral membrane protein 13. The record is from RefSeq and is a predicted model, not a curated record. Bases 432 to 695 code for a protein of 87 amino acids. The transcript is spliced from 2 exons. Lineage: Eukaryota; Metazoa; Chordata; Mammalia; Rodentia; Cricetidae.
GGGAGGAGGCGGGGAGCAGAGGAGCAGCUGCGGCGGCCUCGGGGAGUGGUUGACAUCUGGCGUCUCCGAGGGCGAGAGGACCUCGCGCUAGCCGCAGCUAGGGCCCUGCGGCCACCCAGCCACCUCCAGCUCACGCUUUCCCCUUCGGUGUCCGCCAUGGCAGCGCGUCCGUUCGCCGCCGGCUUCUGCACGCCGUGGCUCCGGCUUCCCGGAGCGAUGAGGCGGUAGUGGCGCCUCGCGGCCCGCUCCUCCCGCGACUCGGUCGCUCCGGCCGGCCGGGGGGCUGGUCUGCGGGCCGUCCCCGCCGCGGUCCGCCCCCGCGCCGCCCAGUCCCGCCCCCUGGGGGCGCUGCCCUCGGGCGCCUGCCGCCCAUGCCGCCCAGCCGCUCUGCCGCCCGCCGCUGAGCCCCUGCCCACCCUCCGGCUCUCACGAUGUGGCACAACGUGGGGCUGACCCUGCUGGUGUUCGUGGCCACGCUGCUGAUCGUCCUGCUGCUGAUGGUGUGCGGUUGGUAUUUUGUAUGGCAUCUAUUUUUAUCUAAAUUCAAGUUUCUACGGGAACUGGUGGGAGACACAGGAUCCCAGGAAGGAGAUCAUGAUCCUUCUGGGUCUGAAACAGAAGAGGACCCUUCAGCUUCACCACACAGGGUCAGAUCUGCUCGCCAGAGAAGGGCGCCUGCUGAAGAAGGUCACUGACCAGACACCCGCCCUACUAGAACAUGGUCUAAGGCAGUUAUGAGCCUCUGUCCUUAGUGACCUGGCUUUGAAAGUUAUUACGACCAAGGAACAUUUGCAGUUGGAUUUAUAUCCAAUUCAAAAAAAAAAAAAAAAAAAAGAUUUACACGUAAGCCAUAUAGAAAUAAAGGGAAUUUAAACCAAAUUGUACUGUUACAGAUUUCAUCUUAGAUAUUUUGCUUUAUGGGUCUACUUAACACUCUUACUUUUUGGCUUCUUCCCCCCCCCCACUGGUGUAAAUCUGUAAACAUUUCAGGCUUGAAAAAACAUGUCAUCAGUCAUAAAAUGUAACCCUUUCUUGACCUUUUAACUUGUCAUAAAUUGGAACCUGUCUCAUUACUGUCAACCAGGUGGUAGUCUUGUCAUUAUCCUAGCUCAUACAUAUGUGAAUUUGCAUCUUGUUAUAGUGUCAUUACCUCAGCUCAUGUGUAUUUUUGUUGGUCAAAUAUGUCAGGUUUAAUUGGCAUUUUUAAAAUGUCUUCAAAAAGUACCACGUAUCAGCAUUAAAUGGAAGGCUAUUAUAUAUGCAGAAAACCAUGGAGACAGCAGUGGAGUGUGUUUGAUGUUGUUGAUGCCAACAUUUGCCACUGGAGAAAUGAUCACAAGUCAAUGUUUCCUUGCAAAGGAACAACAAAAUGCUUUUACACGACUUAAGAGAGGAAGAUAGCCACAAGUUGGUGAAGAUACGCUACAUUUUGUCAUUGAGAUGCUUACAAAUCAGUUGCCUGUCUUCAUGCCAAGCACUUGUAGUUGAAAGCUGGAGAAAUUGCCAAAAUCCUCAGAAAUGAUCUAACAAAAUUCAAAGCAAGAAGAGACUGAUAUGGCCACUUCAUGGAGAGGACUGCUGUUAAGACAUCAACUGUGUUCUUCAGAGCUGCCUGCUGGUAUUAGAUAGAAGGUAGUGGUAAGCGUCCCAUCAGGAAAUGCCGAAUUGCUGGUCCUCUUGACACAUGUGUGGGAAAACACAGAUCCCCAUGACUAAUUGAAGUGGUUUGGAAGAAGGGGACUUGGAAUGUGAAGUUACAGUUAUAACUUAACCAGUCUAUUUCAUACAUUCUUUACAUAGGCACAAGAUUUAUGCGAUAAAACUAUUUUAGAACAUGGGAUAAAUACAAAAUAAAAUGUUUUUCUGUGAUACAAGGCAUAUGGCCUAGUUUAAUGGGCAGGGUUUUUUCUUAGAGCUAUAUAUGGUGCAUCUUAACCAUUGAUGGUCACCUAGAUUAAGUAAAAGUGAUAAUUUGUACAUUUACUUUUCAAGAUAGCAGUUAUUUAUUGGAGAACUUAAUUAUAAGUCGUACAGUGUUAACAGUUAUUUUCUAUGAAAUACUUUUGGGGUAAACCUAUUGGGGGUUUUAGAGUUGUAGUUAGGAAUCUAAGAACUGUCUUCUCCCUUAGGGAGAGUGAGAUUGGUCCCCCGAUUAUAUGGGGACUCGAUGUUCUGGCCUUGUGUUGUGGAGAAUAUAUUUCAGACCUCAAAGAGCACUAGGGCUUGAAAGAGUAGUGGUUGAAAAAAAACCUGCUUACCUGUGUAAAAUGCCUCUUGCCAGGGGUCCAUGUUUGUUUUAACUGAACUUUGGACUGUUUACUGAAGAGAGAUGGAUUACUGAACCUUCUAGUGUUGUCUGCUCUAGACAGAAAUGAACUGCAAAGCCAAGUUCCUUUCCUGGUCCCUGUCCUUCAGGGCUGUGUUUAAUCUUGUUUGAUACCUCAUUCUUCAUACUGGCAGAUUUUGUCUACUGGCACUGCCCCACACUGACUUCCUCAAGAACUGUUUGUAGACAUCCUAGCCCUUUGGGUACACUGGAAGGAAAGUUUAGAGGAAAACCUUCAUGUAUACAUUUUCUGGGGAAGAUGCCCAAUAGCCGAGAGUGGGCAUCUGUCCUGUUCUUUAUAGGGCAUAAAUAUUGUAACCAGAAGGCAUAAAGAACAGUGACAUUGUUUCUAGCAUUGAUUUUUAAAUAAUUCUUAUACUAACCAAAUAUCACUAAACGGGUCAAGAUGCCCCAAGGCAUCUUGGUAUCCGGAGGUUGUUUACAUUAGGGUUUUUUUUUCCAUCUAAUGUUUUGAACUCCAGGUUUUCUUUUUCUUUUUUUCUUUUUUUUUUUCCUUAUGUUUUGCAGUGGGUAUCUAAGGUUUAUAUAGCAAUAGGAAAAACUUUAAGCUGCAGGUGAGCUUGUGUCAGUAUUAAAGAAUGGUGGCUGAUGUUAUCCCCUCCACCCCCGACUGUCCAGUUUAUACCCAGGCCUAAACUAGUCUCUGUAAAGAUACAUAUAGGGCAUUAUUUAUUGGUAUUUAUGUUUCCAGCAUAUCUUAUAAAACUUUAACAAAAACUGUGCUUGACCUGAGAAAUAAUACCUUAUGGUGUAACAGCUCAUACUUUUGUGUAUGAACAUAAAAAAGGUAAAGACAUUUUGGAUGCCAGUAUGAAGAGUCUAAGGCAUAGUGCUUUGUGUAAAAUUGCUUUCGUGGCUCUCCUUUACCCCACCAAGGGAGAGAAGAGAAACUAUUUUCCCUCCAGGGUUCGCGUGUGCUGUGGGUUUCUGCCCUGUUUCCUGGUGAAGUGCUUUUGUAGCUGUUAUAACUGCCACACCUGCACCCUCAGGUUCUCAGUGCAAGGGGUGUGCUUAGUUUCAAAAUUUAAAGACACAACAUACAAAUACUAGAGUCUUGCCUGAUGGCAUCAUCUCUUUGAAGAUCGAUUAGAAACUUGAGGACUGAGGUAGAUUGUUGUAGUUCAUUCGCAGCCAGCCCUUCCCAAAUUUGUGGUUUGCCUCUGAAGAGAUGUGUGUGUGUGUGUGUGUGUGUGUGUGUUUGUGCGCGCGCACGUGCACAUUGCCCAUGUAGUAGGUAGCACGGCUCAGAUUUAAACCAAGAUUUAAACCAAGAUUCAAGCAAAAACACUAAAGAUUUGUAUAAAAGUUAGCUGAGGCAUUAAAUACACAUCUGAAGAUCGCUUUUGAACUGAAUGGCUUCUCACAGUGGAAGUAGAUACUGGAUUGUUAUUUCAUGGAUAUCUUGACCUCUUUGUUUAGAUUAGACUUAACCAUUUCAAAAUGGUAUUUUGCUAAAAGUUUAGAGUAUGUAUUGCUGACAUCUAGAAAUGGAAAGCAGUACGUUUCAUGUUAAGAGGAACGAUGUUUGAAGUUAUUCUGAGUCCAUAGUACAGUCUAUUUUCCUCAGAAGGUAUCUGAUUGUGACUGGUAACCAGUGUAAUUGCAGAUCUUGACUGACAAACUAAAUGCUUUUUUAUUUGAAGUUGACUUCAUAAAGCUAAUGGGCAAUUCUCUGGGCUUGGAAAAGCUUAGGGAACUGUAGAAUGGCUUUGGGUUAUAUAAUCUAGAAUCAAAGUACUUUGUAUUGUCUGUUGUUAAAGAGUCCCUAAGUUAGAAACUUCUAACAAGUUACAUUUUUACCUUGUAUUAGUAGAAGCUGCAUCUCCAUUUGUCAGAGCACAUGCUACCUGCUGAGGACCAUCUAAAAUUAACCUCCAUGCCAGUUCUAUGCAUAACCAUUCACCAAACACUGCUGCUGUGGUUUCUUACAGGAGCCCUUCUGUCUAGUGCUGCGACGCAUUGCCACCUUGUUGCUUGACAAAUACAUUGUAAGGAAUUAGAACUGUGUGUGUUAAUAGUACCUUUAUAUAAAUAACAAGAUGUAAAAUAUAUAUGAGGGAUGUGCAAAUGAGUGUUCCUAUCUUAGAAUACUAAAGCUUCUUGUACAGAAUAAAGGAAAAUGAAAAUAA